Mangifera indica (mango) is the source of this 988-nucleotide messenger RNA. Its product is annotated as psbP domain-containing protein 6, chloroplastic. The record is from RefSeq and is a predicted model, not a curated record. The transcript is spliced from 3 exons. Bases 85 to 702 code for a protein of 205 amino acids. NCBI's taxonomy places the organism in Eukaryota, Viridiplantae, Streptophyta, Magnoliopsida, Sapindales, Anacardiaceae.
UUCCCACCAUCCAAAACGGAUAACAUUUGAAAACUAACUUGAAGUCUCAGCUUUUGUUAGUCGGUUCUCAGUUGUCUCUCCAAAAUGGCUUGUCUGUUUUCACCCAUAUUCUCUGCCUCCAACGCACCAAAACCUUCACAUUCACUUGAAAGAACAUCUCAUCAGAGUAAUUGCAAAGACUUCACUCUCACUCUGUUACCCAGAAGAGAAAUCUUGAGAGGACUCGCAAUAUUUCCACUCACUGCAACUACACUCUUCAAACAACCUUCCUCUGCUGAAGCCAAAGAGGUCGAAGUGGGCUCCUAUCUCCCUAAAUCUUCAUCUGAUCCUUCCUUCGUUCUUUUUAAAGCCUCCCCUAAAGACACCCCUGCUCUUCGCGCUGGAAAUGUGCAGCCCUAUGAGUUCAUUCUCCCUCCGACCUGGAAACAGACCCGUGUAGCCAACAUAUUAUCAGGGAAUUAUUGCCAACCCAAGUGUGCAGAGCCUUGGGUUGAAGUCAAGUUUGAAGAUGAAAAUCAGGGUAAAGUCCAAGUGGUGGCUUCACCUUUGAUACGCCUUACCAACAAGCCAAAUGCAACAAUUGAAGAAAUUGGGACCCCUGAGAAAUUGAUUGCUUCUCUUGGUCCUUUUGUCACUGGAAACUCCUAUGACCCUGAUGAGCUCUUAGAAACAUCUGUGGAAAAAAUUGGGAACCAGACGUAAUACAAAUAUGUGCUCGACACACCGUAUGCUUUGACGGGUUCACACAACCUAGCAAAAGCGACGGCAAAAGGAAACACAGUUGUAUUGUUCGUAGCUAGUGCAAAUGAUAAACAGUGGCCAACAUCUCAAAAAAUUUUGAAAGAAAUGCUUGAUUCUUUUCAGGUGUAAUUCUUUCUUUAGCUCGAAGAAGGUUAGAGUCAAUAUUUUUUAUAUUUCUUGCAAAUGUACCAGUCUAUAUAUCUGAAAAUCACCAGCUCUUGAUCCUCGUUUGUUCAGCAAAGUUAAA